AUGGUUCUAGACCGUAGCAGUCCAGCAUAUAAUACGAUUCCUGUCUGUAGCAGUCCAGCAGAUGAUACUGUUCCAGUCUGUAGCAGUCCAGCAGAUGAUACUGUUCCAGUCCAUAGCAGUCCAGCAGAUGAUAUGAUUCCAGUCUGUAGCAGUCAAGCAGAUAAUACGGUUCCAGUCUGUAGCAGUCCAGCAGCUGAUAUGGUUCCAGUUCAUAGCAGUCCAGCAGAUGAUAUGGUUCCAGUCUGUAGCAGUCCAGCAGAUGAUAUGGUUCCAGUCUGUAGCAGUCCAGCAGAUGAUAUGGUUCCAGUUCAUGGCAGUCCAGUAGAUGAUAUGGUUCCAGUUCAUAGCAGUCCAGCAGAUGAUAUGGUUCCAGUUCAUAGCAGUCCAGCAGAUGAUAUGGUUCCAGUCUGUAGCAGUCCAGCAGAUGAUAUGGUUCCAGUUCAUAGCAGUCCAGCAGAUGAUACCAUUCCAGUUCAUAGCAGUCCAGAGGAUGAUAUGGUUCCAGUUCAUGGCAGUCCAGUAGAUGAUAUGGUUCCAGUUCAUAGCAGUCCAGCAGAUGAUAUGGUUCCAGUCUGUAGCAGUCCAGCAGAUGAUAUGGUUCCAGUUCAUAGCAGUCCAGCAGAUGAUAUGGUUCCAGUUCAUAGCAGUCCAGCAGAUGAUACCAUUCCAGUUCAUAGCAGUCCAGCAGAUGAUAUGGUUCCAGUUCAUGGCAGUCCAGCAGAUUAUAUGGUAGCAGUUCAAGUUUCUCAUUCACUACACUGCAAACCACAGUAA
Bufo bufo (common toad) is the source of this 774-nucleotide messenger RNA. Its product is annotated as pollen-specific leucine-rich repeat extensin-like protein 4. The coding region runs from base 1 to 774 and encodes 257 amino acids. The record is from RefSeq and is a predicted model, not a curated record. NCBI's taxonomy places the organism in Eukaryota, Metazoa, Chordata, Amphibia, Anura, Bufonidae. The transcript has a single exon.